AAACGAGAACACAGGGCUACCCCGAAACUUGAAACCUCCAUAGCCAAACGCAGAGAAAGAGAUAGAGAGAGGAUUAUCUCACUCUGAACAAAAAUGUCAGGCUUCUCAUUCUCCUCCUCCACCCCUCUCUUCUCCACAUUCUCUUCUUCAAACCCGACCUCUUCUUUCUCCUUCUCUGAGUUCUCUCUCCAUCCAUCGUCAAACCCUACCCCCUCCCUCUUCGGAACCACCCCAGCCUCAUCCGCCGCCGCCCCUUCCUUCGGCUUCGGCUCGUCCAAUCCUCCCGCUUCGUCUUCAUUCGGAUUCAGCCCUUUAUUCGGCACCAUAUCUUCUUCAACAGCAACUGCUACACCCCUGCUUGGUGUACCUUCAUCUGCAUCUGCUUUUGCAACAACAUCCAGUGCCAGUGCUACUACUACUAAGACAUCAACAUCAAUGACUGUUUCUUCUACUAGUGGGACUACUUCAACUGUCAGCACUACAAUAUCCCCUGCUCCAAAAUUACCAUUUGAGAUCAAUGGGAAAACUGUUGAGAUUAUCAACGAGUGGAACUCUGAGCUACUAGAACGUACUGGGAAAUUUCAAAAGCAGGCUAAUGCAAUAGCUGAGCGGGACAAGAGAAUCUUGCAGAAUUGUGAUAUUCUUGUUAGACUUGAGACCGAAGUGGCCAAAGUUGUUGAGACUCAAGCUAACUUGGAAUGGCAACUAGAGCUUAUUGAGACUCAUCAGCAGGAGGUUGAUAAGGGUUUGCAAAGUGUGGAGGAAGAAACUGAGCGCAUAUACAAGCACGAGCGCAAUUUGCUUCUUAACAAUGAAGCAUUGUCCACACAAGAUGCAAUGUAUGAGCAAGCUGAAAUCAUAGAGAGGGAACUGAAACAGUUGGCUGAACAGAUCAAAACUAUUAUUCAGACGAAUAAUCUUGUUAUGGACAGUUGUCAUAGCCUUGAUACCUUGUUAUGGAAAUUGCUUGAUGAAUCCUUGUUUCAAGAAAUAAAGGAGAAAGAAUAUGGAUCAUAUGAUUGGCAAAGUGGCAAACUAGACCCUGCCAUGAUGAAUCUAACCAAGGGAAUCGCCGUUGCCGCCCCUUCUCGUGCCCGACCGCCUUCAAAAAUGUCGGGCUUCUCAUUCUCAUCCACCCCAUCAACCUCCUCCUCAUCGUCCUCAACCCCUCUCUUCUCCGCAUUCUCUUCAUCAAACCCUUCCCCAUUCCCCUUCGCAUCCUCCUCCUCUCAAAACCCUGCCUCUUCUUUCUCCUUCUCUCUCAAUCCCUCUCCAAACCCUACCUCUUCCUCCCCUGCCUCCUCUCUCGUCGGAACCGCCACCCCGGCCUCGUCCGCCGCCCCCCCUUCCUUCGGCUUCGGCUCGUCCAAUCCUCCGGCUUCCGCUAAGGCCCCGGCUUUGUUUGGAUUCGGCUCUUCGGCUGCUUCUUCCACCCCUUUCUUCGGCACGGGUGCAGCUUCAUCCCAGUUUGGGAAUUCCAGUCUGUUUUCAUCUACUCCAAAUUUAUUCGGAUCUACUACUGCUCCCAGUUCCGUUUCAAACACCGGUGCAUCGGUUUUCGGUUCUUCAACCACAUCAAACUUGUUUGGAACCAGUACUUCGACUCCCACUCCCGUUUCGACUCCCAGCACAUCUGCUUUUGGGUCUUCAAUUACUCCAAACUUGUUCGGAACCAGUGCUCCCGGCUCUGUUUCAACUGCUUUUGGGUCUUCAAUUACUGCGCCAAACUUGUUCGCCUCUUCUACUCCCAGCCCUCUUUCGACUACCAGCACAACAACACUCUUUGGGUCUACCACUUCGGGUCCAGUUUCGACUCCCACUGCCAACUUUUUUGGGUCUUCUGUUGCGAAUAAUUCAGCUUCUACCGGUCCAAACUUGUUUGGAUCAGCUUCUACUGGUACUACCGCUGCUUCUCCACUUGCUUCUUCCAAUUUGUUUGGAGCUGGUACAUCCAGUGCAACUUUAUCUUCUUCUCCGUUAUUUGGGUCUUCAACUUCGGCUUCAACCGCACCUUCUUUUCCUAGUUUGUUUGGAUCAUCUUCCUCAAGUUCAACUUCGUCUUCGCCUUUUACCUUUCCAGCCACUUCGGCAAUCUCUUCUUCAACAACAACAACUGCGGUUUUGUCUUCGUCAACAGGCUCAUCGAAUUUCUCCUUUGGGAUACCAGCGUCUUCUUCUGGUUCUCAAUCUUCAUUUGGGUUCACAAAUGUAGUUUCUAAUGUUGGCACGGGCACUAGCACUCCAGCUGCAAAACCCACUUCCAUAGGCUUUGGAACUUCUUCAUCUACUUUGUUUUCUACCAUCACAACCACCACAAGCGCUUCAACUCCAACCGCCACAGUUACCUCAUCUUCUGCUCCUACUACUAUUACUACUGCUGCUUCGGUGGCUCCUGUUCCAGUAUUUGCCCUUAGUUCCUCAUCCUCAACUACUGCUUCAACAACAGUUGCUUCAUCAACCCCUGCUACUACCUUUCCGAGUUUUAGUAGCACCACGAGCCUAGCUGCAACCUCGGCCACUACAAGUUCAAUUCAAAGUUUUUCACUAUCUAAACCACUGACCCCGGCCUCAUCCUCACAAGCUCAAUCGACGACUGCUUUGCCCCUGUUUGGUGUACCACCUUCUACAUCUGGUUUUGCAACAACAUCCAGUGCCAGUGCUACUACUACUCAGACGUCAACAUCACUGACUGUUGCUUCUACUAGUGGGACUACUUCAACUGUCAGCACUACAAUAUCCCCUGCUCCAAAAUUACCAUCUGAGAUCACUGGGAAAACUGUUGAGGAGAUUAUAAAGGAGUGGAACUCUGAGCUACAAGAACGUACUGGGAAAUUUCGAAAGCAGGCUAAUGCAAUAGCUGAGUGGGACAAGAGAAUCUUGCAGAAUCGUGAUGUUCUUCUUAGACUUGAGGCUGAAGUGGCCAAAGUUGUUGAGACUCAAUCAACUGUGGAACGACAACUAGAGCUUAUUGAGACUCAUCAGCAGGAGGUUGAUAAGGCUUUGUUAAGUGUGGAGGAAGAAGCUCAGCGCAUUUACAAGGAUGAGCGUAAUGUGCUUCUUGACGAUGAAGCAGCAUCCACACGAGAUGCAAUGUAUGAGCAAGCUGAAAUCAUAGAGAGGGAACUGGAACAGAUGGCUGAACAGAUCAAAACUAUUAUUCAGACCCUUAAUGCCAACCAGGGUGGAGAACUGGAUGCUGUUGAUGGAUUGUCUCCUUUGGAUGUUGUUGUCAGAAUAUUAAACAACCAACUAAGUUCCCUGAUGUGGAUUGACGAAAAGGCUGAGGAAUUCUCAUCGCGUAUUCAGAAGCUUGCAAGCCAAGGUUCUGCUGUGAACCGUGAAUUGAUUGCCCCAAAGUACUGGUUGAGUUGAUCUCUUUUACUUUUACGUUGCUAUACAUUUCAUAACGCUUUUGGACAUCAACAAAUUUAGUUCACUACUGGAGAUACUAGCAUGCAAUAGAGAGCAUUCAUCGUGGAAGUGGAUAAUGCUGUCUGCUCUUGGAUGAAAACAGUUUUGCUACUUUUAUGCUCUUUCUGGUUUUCUUUUUGACAUUAAAAGUGUGUUUGGUGCUGUAGCUAUGAAGUACGUCAAAGUAGUCUGAAUCUUACUACUGUUGUCAAAAUUAGACAAUAUAUAUGGAUUCUUAUGUAGUCCAACGGCAGAAUACAUUUUCAGGACACUCUAAAUUUGCAAAUUCACGCGUUGUGUGGAAUGGAGAUGAUUACAUUGUCUGACGGUGAAAUGCAUUUGAAAGGUAGUAUUGGACCGAAGCAAGAGAAGUGUAUAUUUGAAGUGGCUACUUACUGCGAAUUAUUUCUUAAUAACCUGUAGUGUUUCUGUUGGUGGUGGUUGAAGAAGAGCUGACUGUAAGAAUACUUUUAUCUGCUAGUUUUAGGACCAUUUUCUCUUUAAAAGGCUAGUGUGAAUUGGGGCUUGUUUUGAUGUA
Messenger RNA from Rhododendron vialii, 3949 nucleotides. RefSeq names its product nuclear pore complex protein NUP62. Gene Ontology annotation, molecular function: phospholipid binding; structural constituent of nuclear pore. The transcript has 18 exons. Gene Ontology annotation, cellular component: nuclear pore central transport channel; nuclear pore. The record is from RefSeq and is a predicted model, not a curated record. Gene Ontology annotation, biological process: RNA export from nucleus; protein import into nucleus. Bases 94 to 3372 code for a protein of 1092 amino acids. NCBI's taxonomy places the organism in Eukaryota, Viridiplantae, Streptophyta, Magnoliopsida, Ericales, Ericaceae.